Thelazia callipaeda (thelaziosis nematode) is the source of this 316-nucleotide messenger RNA. NCBI's taxonomy places the organism in Eukaryota, Metazoa, Nematoda, Chromadorea, Rhabditida, Thelaziidae. The record is from the annotation of a GenBank genome assembly.
AUGCAUUUUACUGCUCUUCUUGGGGAUAACGGUGGAAUCAGCAAAUCUAUUAUUACCACACUUAAUAAUACAGGGUAUAUUCCUUGUUUCAUCGCUCGCAUACUUUGUUCUUUACGCUUGGAGCUAUUUCUACGGCGAUUUAUACAAAUAUAAAAAAACCUUCGAUAUAUCAGCCUUGCUAGAACGUAUGUGGUUAGCAACGUUAUUAUUACUUCUUGCUGCUUUUCAAUUUCGAAUAUUGUUUAUUGUAAUCAAAUGCUAUCUUUACUUACAAGUAAACUGUUUAUUUUUAUUUAUUUUUAGUUAUUAUAAGUAA